AAAUAAUAGGUCUAUAGUAUUUUAAAACAUUAUUUUUACUUAUAAAUCCUGUAAAAUACUAAAUGAUAUAUGUUCAAGUAUUUUUUUUAAACACAACAUGUAAUUAUAAAUUAUUGUAAACAUAUUUAUUUCCCAUAAUAUAAAUAAAUAAAUUUAAAAAUGUAUUAUAUGUAAAAUGUAUAAGUUAAAGAAAAAAAACAUAUUUUAAAAGAGGUUAUCUAUUUGAUUAUUUCAGAUUGUUAUUUUAUUCUACCUAGUUCGAAAAUAUAUUAGUAAGUAAUAAAAAUUAAUAAUAAAGUAAAAUGUAUUAAACAAAUCACUAUAUAUUAAUAAUACAGAAUAAAAAAUAACAAUAAUAUUAUAGAGUUACACAAUAUAUAACACUAAAAUAGAAAUUAUAUAUUUAAAAUAUUGUGAUAAUAUCAAAUACAUUAAUAACAUGAAAAAAUAUCCGCGCGGACGUGUAGGUUAAAAUCUAGUUAGAGUAUUAAAUUGGAUAUUCUAGUAUUAAGAGCUUCAUGAAAUUUAGUUAUAUUAUGGGAUUAUCUCUUAAAUUAAAAUAUAUUAUAGUUAUUUUUGAAUUAGUUAAUUAUUUUUUAUUUGAUAAUAUUACCAUUAAUAAAUGUCUAAAACUAACAUUUUUAAUGGUAGCAUGGAUUAUAAAUCAUAUGUUAGACGAAAAUGUAUUGUAUAUAAUGUUUUUGUUUUAAUAUAAUAGACAACAAUGUUUUCAGAAAAAAAGAAUAGCUAACAAAAAUGAGGAUGCUGUUGAGUGUUUUUGUAAGACUUGUAUGACACUGAAAUUGAGCUAAAAUCAAAGCAUAUUUACCAAUCACUCAUUUAGUUCAAUAGGGUACAUAUUUAGAAAAAUUAAAAUUCACAUUGUAGGUUCAUUUCUAUAAAUUUAUAUUUGGAAAAGGUAGGUCUUUAAAUUUCACAUUGUAGGUUAUGUUUCCCAUCCCCAGAAUUUCGCAAACCAAGUUAGUGAGGGUAGAAACCUAAAGUUAAUGAUUUUGGUUUAUUAUUAAUGUAAAUAACUAAAUAUGUCAUAUUAACUAUUUUUUAAGUGGUCAUACUAUGAUUUGUUAAUAUAGAUAAAAACAUAAUCCUAAAUUAAUAGAUUUGAUGAUUCUAGAAUUAUAUUCUGUCAAACAACGUUUUAACAAACUAAAACAAAGAUUUUUACCGGAAAAAAAAAACUAAAACAAUGAGAUGUCAAAAAAAAACAAAACAAAGAGUAGGACGAUCACUAGCUGGAAUAGAGGAAUAUCCGGAUAUCCAAAAAGAAAAAAAAACUUGGAAAAAUGGCAUUCCAACAUAUAGCUUUUUUUUUUUUGUAUACUAAACAACAUAUAGCUUGUUGGAAUCAAAUGAGAUAGAAACUUUCAAAUUCAUACAAGAAUGAGGCGUAUUGGAUUUCACAACUUAAAUCAACAAAGAACAAGGAGGAUACUUACUUCUUCUUCUUCUUCAACCGUUCUUCCUCAUCUUGCACCAUCAUGUCAAGAAACCAUUCUCUCACCCCAAGAUCCAAAACCCAAAACAGAUCUUCCAAGCAGUUUCAGCUUCUUGCGAGAAACAAAGCCAUCCAUUUCUUGCCCGAGGAAUCAAGUUACAGAUUCAGUGAACAGAGUUAAGCUCCGAGAUGGGAGAUUCCUAGCUUAUAAAGAGAGAGGUGUUCCAAAGAACGAAGCCAAAUACAAGAUCAUUCUUAUUCAUGGGUUUGGAAGCUCCAAAGAGAUGAACUUCUCUGCUUCAAAAGAGUUGAUAGAAGAGCUAGGCGUAUAUUUUCUACUCUACGACCGAGCUGGAUAUGGAGAUUCUGAUCCAAACCCGGAACGUUCGUUGCAAGGCGAAGCGCUUGACAUAGAAGAACUUGCUCGUAAGUUGCAGAUAGGACCCAAGUUUUACUUAAUUGGAGUUUCCAUGGGAUCAUAUCCUACGUGGAGUUGUCUUAAACACAUACCUCACAGGCUAGCUGGAGUGGCGUUUGUAGCUCCGGUCGUAAACUAUGGGUGGCCGUCGCUUUCUAAGAAGCUUAUAAAGAAAGACUACAGGAGGGGGCUUAUAAAAUGGUGUUUUCGGAUAUCGAAAUAUGCACCUGGCCUGUUACAUUGGUGGAUCAGUCAGAAACUCUUCCCAUCAACUACUUCAGUCCUUGAAAGCAAUCAACUCUAUUUCAACAGCAGUGACAUUGAGGUACUCAAGAGAAUUACCGGUUUUCCGAUGCUUACUAAGGAUAAACUACGGGAAAGGAGUGUAUUUGAUACUCUUAAAGACGAUUUCUUGGCGGGGUUCGGGCAUUGGGACUUUGAUCCAUCUGAUGUAAGAAUGAGUGGAGAGAACUCUGUUCAUAUAUGGCAUGGAAAGGAAGACAAGGUGGUUCCGUUUCAACUUCAUAGAUGCAUCUUGAAGAAGCUGCCUUGGAUCAAAUAUCAUGAGAUACCUCAUGGAGGACAUUUGAUCGUACACUAUGAUGGUACGUGCGAUGCGGUUCUAAGGGCACUAUUGCUCGGGGAAAAUCAAAAGAUGUAUCAACCCGAAUACAACUAAAAUCUCUUGUGUUUGGAGACACAUACGAUUUCAAAUUGUUAACGAGCAUUUUGUCAUAUAAGAACUACAAUACAUUCACAAAACUACAUGAAACACACACACACACACACAUAUAUAUAUAUAUGACCUACUAGUUAAUCCUAUUUUUCCUCCUAUAGAGCAAGCCAUGAUCAAGAGAAUGAUAAACGUUGAUUUUGGCAUCUACAACUACAAUAUAGAGGAAGAAAAUGGAGCAAUACGUCUUUAACUUGUGUAUGUAUAGAAGGUUAACUAUUAUUUAUCAUACGAAAUUACUGCAAAUUGUUUUACAAAAAAAAAAAAAAAAGAAAUUACUGGAAAUUAGAUUGAAUGAAAUAUCUCAUAAAAUGUAACUUACUGAAAGUUUAAAACAAAUAACAACACAGUGAAAUCUAAUUUAGACUAGACAUUAGCACAAGCAGAAUAUACAGACCUCAACUUAUCAAAAUCUAGACACACCAAAUAUCCACAUUUUUAUCAUUAUAAUUAAACCAGAGAAGGAAAAAAUUAAACCAGGGAGUAGCACAAUGUUCACACCAAAAUUCAAGAGUUUGUUGUAACACUUAUGCAGAUCAGGAUUAGGCUUAGGCCACACCUCUCUAGGAUCAGACAUCACUUCAGCAAUUUGCUAUUCGCUUUUUUCUUUCCUGUGGGUUUCUGUUUGUUAUUUGCCUCAUUUUUUUCCUACUGGGAAUUAACCUCUGGAUUGUGUAGUGUAACAGAAACCCUUCAAACUGGUUUCCCAUUGAUUAAAUUUGAGUUUAGCUUCUAAUAUUCUCUGAUCGAAUCACUCACACAAGCUCAUAUCUUCUUCAUCAAUGUCUUUAAGAUAUAUACUGGUUCUAAAGAUGUGAUCAUCAGUCUACCAGACGUUCUUAAAGCACCCACAUCCAUAGUAUACAUAAAAAUAAAAAAAUAGCAAAAGUAAGAAAAAUGAGAGAGAUGAUCUCUCAUAUGGGAAACUAUAAAAAUAAUUUGAGAAACCCAAGUACAUUGGUCACUCUUUUAGGAAUUCAACAACUUUAAAAUUUUAAAAGAUUAAUAAAAAACAUAACAAUAAUAAAUAUUUUACUAUUUUUGAGAAAUCCACAAGUUUUUUUACCAUUGAGUAUGCUCUUAUUGGCUACAUUUUGUUCU
Messenger RNA from Brassica napus (rape), 3708 nucleotides. RefSeq lists its product as uncharacterized. Lineage: Eukaryota; Viridiplantae; Streptophyta; Magnoliopsida; Brassicales; Brassicaceae. The coding region runs from base 1402 to 2553 and encodes 383 amino acids. The record is from RefSeq and is a predicted model, not a curated record. The transcript has 5 exons.